UCGUCUGGUCGCCGCCUGCGAAGAAGAUGCCACCGCCGCGCCGCGGUCCCGGCCGCCGCGUCCUUUUCCUCCUCCUGGCCCUGCUGCUGCCCUCGCCACCCCCGGCCCGCGCGCCCGCGCCCCCGGGCCCCGCCGCCGCCCUGCUCCAGGCUCUCGGGCUGCGUGACGCACCCCGGGACGCCCCCACUCCCCGGCCCGUACCCCCCGUCAUGUGGCACCUGUUCCGCCGCCGGGACCCCCAGGAGUCAAGGACGAACCUGCGGCGGACGCCCCCAGGGGCCACCCUGCGACCGUGCCACCUGGAGGAGCUGGGGGUCGCCGGGAACAUUGUGCGCCACGUUCUGGACCGCGGUGCGCCCGCCCGGCCCCCGGAGCCCGCUUCGGCCGCGGGGCACUGCCCCGAGUGGACCGUCGUCUUCGACCUGUCGGCCGUGGAACCCGCCGAGCGCCCGAGCCGGGCCCGCCUGGAGCUGCGCUUUGCGGCGGCGGAGGCGACGGCGGGCGGCUGGGAGCUGAGCGUGGCGCGGGCGGCCGAGGGCGCUGGCCCCGGGCCGGUGCUGCUCCGCCAGGCGGUGCUCGCCCUGGGAACGCCGGUGCGCGCCGAGCUGCUGGGCGCCGCCUGGGCCCGCAACGCCUCGGCUCCGCGCAGCCUCCGCCUGUCGCUGGCGCUCCGCCCCCGGGUCCCGCCGCCUGCGCGCGCUGCCGAGGCCUCGCUGCUGCUGGCGACCCUCGACCCGCGCCUGUACCCCCUGGCCCGACCGCGGCGCGAGGCCGAGCCCGCGGUGGGCGGGGCGCGGGGCGCGUGUCGCGCGCGGCGGCUCUACGUGAGCUUCCGCGAGGUGGGCUGGCACCGCUGGGUCAUCGCGCCGCGCUUCCUGGCCAACUACUGCCAGGGCCAGUGCGCGCUGCCCGCCGCGCUGUCGGGACCCGGCGGGCCGCCCGCGCUCAACCACGCCGUGCUGCGCGCGCUCAUGCACGCGGCCGCCCCCGGCGCCGCCGGCCUGCCCUGCUGCGUGCCCGCGCGCCUGUCGCCCAUCUCCGUGCUCUUCUUCGACAACAGCGACAACGUGGUCCUGCGGCACUAUGAGGACAUGGUGGUGGACGAAUGUGGCUGCCGCUGACAAGAACGGGCGGGGACGGGGCUCAACAAUAAACACGGCGUGGUCCGCUCAGCCUCCA
Molecule: messenger RNA, 1179 nt
Organism: Equus caballus (horse)
Lineage: Eukaryota; Metazoa; Chordata; Mammalia; Perissodactyla; Equidae
Gene: GDF1
Product: growth differentiation factor 1
Cellular component (GO): extracellular region
Molecular function (GO): cytokine activity; growth factor activity
Source: RefSeq, a predicted model, not a curated record